Messenger RNA from Nilaparvata lugens (brown planthopper), 1280 nucleotides. It is a transcript of the gene PTPMT1, whose product is annotated as phosphatidylglycerophosphatase and protein-tyrosine phosphatase 1. Bases 399 to 962 code for a protein of 187 amino acids. Gene Ontology annotation, molecular function: protein tyrosine/serine/threonine phosphatase activity; phosphatidylglycerophosphatase activity; phosphatidylinositol-4,5-bisphosphate 5-phosphatase activity. Gene Ontology annotation, biological process: protein dephosphorylation. Lineage: Eukaryota; Metazoa; Arthropoda; Insecta; Hemiptera; Delphacidae. The record is from RefSeq and is a predicted model, not a curated record. The transcript is spliced from 4 exons.
UUUCUGUCUGCAAAUUUUGUCUGCUGGUCAGCUUGUUCUUGUGACUUGUCUUUUUGUUGCUUUCGUGAGACUGUGGUGUUUUUGCCCUAAUUCCUUGUUUUUUUCGGAUACUUAAUAAUUAUAUUGAUUACUUGACCUGUAAUUGAAUACCUGAUAAGCUGAACAAGCAUAUUAUUAAUUUAAGUUUUUACUUCAAAGAAACAACGACUGUGUAUAUUGAGUGACAAUAACCUUAAAACAAAUUGAAACCAAAAACCAUCUUGUUCUUUAAUAUAAAUUAUUCUAAAACAUUGAAACAUGCAUUGUAACAAAUACAAUUAAUUCCUAGGUAACAUUCAUCAAGCUUUGAAAAGAUUUUAACUGCUCUCUUAUAGACGUGACAUUAUUCUGUUGAAAUCAUGCUUGCUAGGGUUUCUUUCUAUCCUACUUUACUGUACAAUGUAGUAAUGGAAAAAGUUACUAAUAGGCAGUGGUAUGACAGAAUUGAUGAAACCGUUAUACUUGGAGCGCUUCCUUUUCGUGGAAUGACUCUGCAGCUUAUAAAAGAGGAAGGGGUCAAAGGAGUCGUUUCAAUGAACGAGGACUAUGAAUUGACAAUGUUCUCAAAUAAUGCUGAAGAAUGGAACAAACACGGCGUUGAAUUUCUACAGUUGAGUACAACAGACAUAUUUGAAACGCCCUGCCAAGAAAAACUUCAACGAGGUGUGGAUUUUAUCAGCAAAUUUUCGUCUACAAAUGAAAAUGAAAAUAAUAAUAGAGGAAGCAGCGUGUAUGUCCACUGCAAAGCUGGUAGAACAAGGAGUGCCACUUUAGUGGGAUGUUACUUAAUGAUGAAAAAUAAAUGGACUCCAGAGAAAGCAGUCGAGUUCAUGCGUCACAAGCGGCCGCACAUACUUCUUAGAUCCAAACAGUGGGAAGCUUUGGAAAUAUUUCAUAAGGAACAUGUAAAAAAUGAAACAUGACAGUAUUAACAUCGCUGUGAAAAUGAUCAUUUCCCACUGCGAUUUCCUGCUCAAAUUCGGCUCCAGUUUACUUAAUCAGAUUAGAUGAAGAAAGGCUAUUUGCCAAGACAAUCCUUACAAAUAUAAUAACAACUAGGAACCUAUUGAAGACAUGAGAAUGAAGACCUGCGAAUAUGACAUGACUUCAGCUCAUUCACCUCUUUCUUGUAAAUCUAUGUAGAAUGACUUAUACAGGAACCUGUAUGAGUAUAAUGAUUUAACGAACCUGUAGGUUCGUUAAAUUACAUACAGUAAGUUGUAUAAACACAUCCAUAAACA